Messenger RNA from Condylura cristata (star-nosed mole), 6873 nucleotides. It is a transcript of the gene KIDINS220, whose product is annotated as kinase D-interacting substrate, 220kDa. The record is from RefSeq and is a predicted model, not a curated record. Gene Ontology annotation, molecular function: protein binding. The coding region runs from base 32 to 5230 and encodes 1732 amino acids. Lineage: Eukaryota; Metazoa; Chordata; Mammalia; Eulipotyphla; Talpidae. The transcript has 28 exons.
GGAGUCAAGAGAAUUACCGCUUUCUGUGAAAAUGUCAGUUCUCAUAUCACAGAGUGUGAUAAAUUACGUAGAAGAAGAGAAUAUUCCUGCCCUGAAAGCUCUUCUUGAAAAAUGCAAAGAUGUAGAUGAGAGAAAUGAGAGCGGCCAGACCCCGCUGAUGAUCGCCGCCGAGCAGGGCAGCCUGGAGAUCGUGAAAGAGCUGGUGAAGAGCGGCGCCAACUGCAACCUCGAAGACUUGGACAACUGGACAGCCCUGCUGUCGGCCUCCAAGGAAGGCCACGUGCACGUGGUGGAGGAGCUGCUGCGGUGCGGCGCCGACCUGGAGCACCGCGACAUGGGAGGAUGGACAGCUCUGAUGUGGGCGUGUUACAAAGGCCGCACCGACGUGGUGGAAUUGCUGCUUUCUCACGGUGCCAACCCGAGCGUCACUGGUCUGUACGGUGUUUACCCCAUCAUCUGGGCGGCGGGGAGAGGCCACGCGGACAUCGUGCACCUCCUGCUGCAGAAUGGCGCGAAAGUCAACUGCUCCGACAAGUAUGGAACGACCCCGCUGGUGUGGGCCGCCCGGAAAGGCCAUCUGGAAUGUGUGAAGCAUUUGUUGGCCAUGGGAGCCGAUGUUGACCAAGAGGGGGCGAACUCAAUGACCGCGCUCAUCGUGGCAGUGAGAGGCGGCUACACCCAGUCGGUGAAGGAGAUCCUGAAGCGGAACCCCAACGUGAACCUGACCGACAAGGACGGCAACACGGCCCUGAUGAUCGCGUCGAAGGAGGGGCACACGGAGAUCGUGCAGGACCUGCUGGACGCCGGGACAUACGUGAACAUCCCUGACAGGAGCGGGGACACCGUCCUGAUUGGCGCCGUCAGAGGCGGUCAUGUGGAAAUCGUCCGUGCCCUGCUUCAGAAAUACGCUGACAUAGACAUCAGAGGACAGGACAACAAGACCGCUCUGUACUGGGCAGUGGAGAAAGGAAACGCAGCGAUGGUGCGAGACAUCCUGCAGUGCAACCCCGACACGGAGAUCUGCACCAAGGACGGUGAGACGCCGCUCAUAAAGGCCACCAAGAUGAGGAAUAUUGAAGUGGUCGAGCUGCUGCUAGAUAAAGGCGCGAAGGUCUCUGCCAUAGAUAAGAAAGGCGACACCCCGCUGCACAUCGCUAUUCGUGGGAGGAGCCGGAAACUGGCGGAACUUCUUCUACGAAAUCCCAAAGAUGGCCGGUUACUGUACAGGCCCAACAAGGCGGGCGAGACCCCCUACAACAUCGACUGCAGCCACCAGAAAAGCAUCUUGACGCAGAUAUUCGGAGCCAGACACCUGUCGCCCACCGAGACCGACGGCGACAUGCUGGGCUACGACCUGUACAGCAGCGCGCUGGCGGACAUCCUCAGCGAGCCCACCAUGCAGCCGCCCAUCUGCGUGGGGCUGUACGCGCAGUGGGGGAGCGGGAAGUCCUUCCUGCUCAAGAAGCUGGAAGAUGAGAUGAAGACUUUUGCGGGGCAACAGAUUGAGCCCCUUUUCCAGUUCUCGUGGCUCAUGGUGUUCCUGACCCUGCUGCUGUGCGGAGGGCUGGGGCUGCUGUUCGCCUUCGCCGUGGACCCGAAUCUCGGGAUCGCCGUGUCCCUGAGCGUCCUGGCUCUCCUGUACAUCUUCUUCAUUGUCAUUUACUUCGGGGGCCGGCGGGAAGGAGAGAGCUGGAACUGGGCCUGGGUGCUCAGCACGAGGCUGGCGAGACACAUCGGCUACUUGGAGCUUCUGCUCAGACUGAUGUUUGUGAACCCGCCCGAGCUGCCGGAGCAGACCACGAAAGCGCUGCCUGUGAGGUUUUUGUUCACAGACUACAACAGGCUGUCUAGCGUCGGCGGGGAGACGUCGAUGGCCGAAAUGAUCGCCACCCUCUCGGAUGCUUGUGAACGAGAGUUUGGCUUCUUGGCAACCAGGCUAUUCCGAGUGUUCAAGACGGAAGAUACGCAGGGGAAAAAGAAAUGGAAGAAAACGUGUUGUCUCCCGUCCUUUGUGAUCUUCCUGUUCGUCUUCGGCUGCAUCAUCGCGGGGGUCACGCUCCUGGCUAUCUUCAGAGUGGACCCGAAGCACCUGACCGUCAACGCUGUCCUCAUAGCGAUCGCCUCCGUGGUGGGCCUGGCCUUCGUGCUCAACUGUCGGACGUGGUGGCAGGUGCUGGACUCGCUCCUGAAUUCGCAGAGGAAACGCCUCCACAGCGCCGCCUCCAAGCUGCACAAGCUCAAAAGCGAAGGCUUCAUGAAGGUUCUGAAGUGCGAGGCGGAACUGAUGGCCAGGAUGGCAAAGACCAUUGACAGCUUCACUCAGAAUCAGACAAGGCUGGUGGUCAUCAUCGACGGACUGGAUGCCUGCGAGCAGGACCGCGUGCUCCAGAUGCUGGACACGGUCCGAGUGCUGUUUUCCAAAGGCCCGUUCAUCGCCAUUUUCGCAAGUGACCCGCACAUCAUCAUCAAGGCGAUAAACCAGAACCUCAACAGCGUGCUCCGGGACUCCAACAUCAACGGGCACGACUACAUGCGCAACAUCGUGCACCUGCCCGUGUUCCUCAACAGCCGGGGGCUGAGCAACGCCAGGAAGUUCCUCGUCACGUCAGCCACGAACGGGGACAUCCCGUGCUCGGAUGCUGCAGGGCUACAGGAAGAUGCUGACAGGAGAGUGUCACAGAACAGCCUUGGAGAGAUGACAAAACUCGGGAGCAAGACAGCCCUCAAUAGACGGGUACAGUGGCCUUGUUCGGAGGCAGCUCAGCUGCUGCCGUCUGGGCAGAACUGGCGAUUACUGAGAGCCAAUCAGAUCAGCUUCAACUGGGACAGACUGGCCAGCUGGAUCAACCUGACCGAGCAGUGGCCCUACAGGACGUCCUGGCUUAUCCUGUACCUGGAGGAGACGGAGGGCGUCCCAGACCAAAUGACACUGAAGACCAUCUAUGAGAGAAUAUCAAAGAACAUCCCCACAACAAAGGAUGUGGAGCCGUUGCUUGAAAUCGAUGGAGACAUACGGAACUUUGAGGUGUUUUUGUCUUCGCGGACCCCUGUUCUCGUGACUCGAGAUGUGAAGACCUUUCUGCCAUGUACCGUGAACCUAGACCCCAAGCUGCGGGAGAUUAUUGCAGACGUCCGUGCGGCGAGGGACCAGAUUAACAUCGGCGGCCUGGCGUACCCCCCGCUGCCGCUGCACGAAGCCCCCCCCAGACCGCCUUCUGGCUACAGCCAGCCGCCUUCCGUGUGCUCCUCGUCCGCUUCCUUCAGCGGGCCGUUCGCAGGCGGGGUCGUGUCCCCGCAGCCCCACAGCAGCUACUACAGCGGCAUGACGGGCCCCCAGCACCCCUUCUACAACAGGCCAUUCUUUGCCCCAUACCUUUACACGCCAAGGUAUUACCCUGGCGGUUCCCAACAUCUCAUCUCACGUCCAUCAGUAAAAUCGAAUUUGCCCAGAGAUCAGAGCAAUGGCCUACCGUGUGACUCUGGGUUUCACAGACAGAGACAGGGGUCAGGCUCGGCCUCGGGGCCAGCGGUGUCACUGAACUCCAUGAAUGUGGACGCGGUGUGUGAGAAGCUGAAGCAGAUAGAAGGCCUGGACCAGGGCAUGCUGCCCCAGUACUGCGCCACCAUCAAGAAGGCAAACAUAAAUGGUCGUGUGUUAGCCCAGUGCAACAUCGACGAACUGAAGAAAGAGAUGAACAUGAACUUUGGAGACUGGCACCUUUUCAGAAGCACGGUGCUCGAGAUGAGAAGCGCAGAAAACCAAGUGGCCCCUGAGGACCCACGUUUGCUCAACGAGAACAGCAGCGGCCCAGCCCCUCACGGCGAAGCUGCUCGCCACUCUUCGCACGAGUUGCCGCACACCGAGCUCUCCAGUCAGACUCCCUACACGCUGAACUUCAGCUUUGAAGAGCUGAACACGCUGGGCCUGGAUGAAGGGGCCCCGCGCCACAGCAACCUCAGCUGGCAGUCACAAACUCGCAGAACCCCAAGUCUUUCGAGUCUCAAUUCCCAGGAUUCCAGCAUUGAAAUCUCGAAGCUUACCGACAAGGUGCAGGCUGAGUACAGGGAUGCCUAUCGCGAGUACAUCGCUCAGAUGUCCCAGUUAGAAGGCGGCGCAGGCUCUGCGGCUGUGAGCGGCAGGUCUUCGCCACAUGGUGCAUUCUACAUGGGCCAGAGUUCGUCAGGGGGCUCCUUUCAUUCCAGCCUAGAGCCAGAAAAGGGGAAGGAUAGCGACCCAAAGCCAGAUGAUGGAAGGAAGUCGUUUUUAAUGAAGAGGGGAGAUGUCGUAGAUUAUCCCUCAUCGGGGGUUUCCACUAGUGAGGCCUCACCCCUGGAUCCUAUCACUGAAGAAGAUGAAAAGUCUGACCAGUCGGGCAGCAAGCUUCUGCCAGGCAAGAAGUCUUCAGAAAGGUCAAGCCUUUUCCAGACGGAUUUGAAGCUUAAGGGAGGUGGACUGCGCUACCAGAAACUUCCGAGUGAUGAAGAUGAGUCUGGGACCGAAGAAUCAGAUAACACUCCUCUGCUCAAAGAGGACAAGGACAGGAAAGCCGAGGGGAAGGUGGAAAGAGCGUCAAAGUCUCCAGAACACAGUGCUGAGCCGAUCCGAACCUUCAUCAAAGCCAAAGAGUACUUGUCCGACGCCCUCCUGGACAAGAAGGACUCCUCCGACUCAGGAGUGAGGUCCAACGAAAGUUCUCCCAAUCACUCUCUUCACAGCGAGGCAGCUGACGGCUCCCAGCUGGAGAAGGCAAACCUCAUAGAACUUGACGACGACAGCCGCUGUGGCAAGCGGGGAAUUCCACACAGCCUGAGUGGCCUGCAAGACCCUGGGAUAGCGCGCAUGUCCAUUUGUUCUGAAGACAAGAAGAGCCCUUCCGAAUGCAGCUUGACAGCGAGCAGCCCUGAGGAAAACUGGCCCGCGUGCCAGAAGGCCUACAACCUGAACCGCACACCCAGCACCAUGACGCUGAACAACAACAGCGCCCCAGCCAAUAGAGCCAAUCAGAAUUUCGACGAGAUGGAGGGCGUUAGGGACAUGCCCCCGGUCAUCUUGAGGCCCGGCUCCAGUGCCAACCCCCCUGCUAUUCAGAACGAAAACCUGAAAAGCAUGACGCAUAAACGGAGCCAGCGCUCCAGCCACACACGGCUCUCGAAGGCUUCUGCCGAGCUCCCCGCCGUCGCCUCUUCUGACAGCACAGGUUUUGGGGAGGAGAGAGAGAGCAUUCUUUAGGAAUGCCACGCCAGAGCAGGACAGCGUCACUGCACCACGGUGAUGCAUUCGGCCUGGGCUUGACGGUGCCUGACUGCGUGUCGGCUCUGGACAUCUCACCUCACGCGAUGAGGGAUCGGGAGGCCCCGGGGAGGGAGACACAGUGUCCAGCGAGAAGAGGGUGAGCACAGACGGCCAGCUGUCAGCACCACCUCCUGGGUGACCGGAGCCUUCCCUUCCAUCAGCACGUGACCCCGUGAAAUUACUGGACCUCAGACUUGAGUGGAAAGCCAGAUCUGAAAUACUCCACUAAAUAGAAAGGGCUUAGUUCGCCAAGGAAAAUGAACUGUCGUCAUCAAAUCGUGGAGGACCAUUGUGGCAUUAGAGGAACCAGAAGCAUAAUUGCUUCCAUGGGGUAAAGAGAAGAUUUACAGCUUCAGGAGCAGCCCAGAGACUGAAGAUCAGAGCUCUAUAAAUUGAAAAUUAGUGUCUCUAUAAAAGGCAGAUCAAUUAAAGACUCUAAGUCUUCCAUUAAGAUAUGUGUAAUAAAGAGGGCUGAACGUGGAUGAGGAGGCGAGCAGAGCCCGAGGAGGACCUGGGGACUGGCCCUCUGCGCUUGUCCAGUGCGGCCGCCCUGCUCCCUGCAAGCUCCUCUCCAGCCGCAGGGCUGGCUCGGCACCGCCUGCCUGCCCGAGACCCCCCGGCCUUCCUGUAGUAAUGGCUCAUUCCACGUGCCUGGCUUUUCUUGGUGAGCCUAGCAAUGAGCGGGAAACCCGAGCUUGUCUGCUGGAAAAUGAAGGACGUGGGUAAGAAGAGACACUAGUAAAUAGUAAUGGAUGAGUGAGUGAGGAGAUAAUUACAUCAAGAAGGUCAGUGACAGAUGACAGGGGAGUCCUUCAUUAGGUGACUCUAAUUCCUUGACUCUAUAGCAGGGCACACUUGACUUGCUUUGUUCCUAAAUCCGUUGUUCAGUCUUCCCAUGGUCCUUGUAAGAAAGGUACUUCCGGCGGAGAGUUCAGAAACGUAGAAGAGCAGAGGGGAACGGAAGAUGAAACGGCCGCGACCCCCGCUCGUGGCUAGCAGAGCUGUCGCGGGGAAGGGCCGUGUGCCCAGAGGGGCCGCUGCCUUGUCGUUUUGCCGUGACUCACCGUGUAGGGCGCAUUUAGGAGAAUAUGCUCAUCCAGUCAAGGCUGAGAUGGGGCAGAACUGCCGGUGUGAAUUGCCUGAAUUAGUGUUAGCUGUGUGGUAACAUGAAAUUUACGCAUUUGCUUAAUAAAAUCUUUGCUGGACCGGUCAUUGCACUUAGUCGUUGGCUCUCUCGGUUUUAUUGCCUCGAUGGUAGCGUGUAACGUGACCUUGUAUAGUGUCCAUCUUGCAUGACUUGAACAAAUGUUUUUAAUCAAUUAGUUAGGGGAAAGGGCACGAUGUUAUCGCCAUUAUGUAUUGAAAUGUUAAGCCGUGGCUAUUUACAGUGUUCAGUAGUUUGCAAUAUUGUGUAAUUAGUAAUUAAAUCAGAGACAAUAUUUGGUUCGAGUGAGUAGAUGCAACUUCUCUUGUACGUUCUCUAUACCGUGUGUGAAGUGGAUACCGAGUGUUCAGUGGGUUAGUCCUCUAUUAAAGUAUUAAGGUACAGAAAACAAUAAAAAAAUUGCAUGCUGCUCUGA